This is a messenger RNA of Hordeum vulgare subsp. vulgare (domesticated barley), 947 nucleotides long. RefSeq lists its product as uncharacterized. NCBI's taxonomy places the organism in Eukaryota, Viridiplantae, Streptophyta, Magnoliopsida, Poales, Poaceae. The transcript is spliced from 3 exons. The record is from RefSeq and is a predicted model, not a curated record. The coding region runs from base 131 to 646 and encodes 171 amino acids.
CCUUCGAGGCGGCCUCCCUACGUGCCGCACUCGCGAGGCGCCACCGCAAGCACAGCGACCGCUUAUAACCUCGCUCCAGCCGGAGGCUGUGAAGGCACCGCCGUCAACCGACGAGCUGUACUAUCCUCUCAUGUACUCUCUCAGGCUCGCUACCAGCGGCAGCACAGCGCUCGGCUUCGCGCUCGGCCGGAAGACAGGCGGCGCCGCCGCCGCCGCAGCACCAGGAGGGUUAGUGAACUUAGUAGCACCUGCCACCGCUGCCCAAGUAGGGAGGAGGAGGAGCGUCUCCGCGACGUCGAACGCCGCCGCGCCGGUGCCGGGCGACCAGGACUUCGGCAUGGACCCGGCCAAGCAGCAGCACCACCUGCCCAAGGCGCAGGCGGGGGAGCAGCAGGGCAACGCCAGUGAGGACACGCACAAGACUACCACUGCUCACGGGGACGUGAUGACCCACUCGUUCGGGGAGGGGUACUCGACGAGGUCGGACGAGGAGGGGUUCGGAGGCGUCUACGGCCAGAACGACCCGGUGCUCAACCCUGGGACCGAAAUGCACCCCAACCAUCCUGAGUACGACAAGUCGCAGGGGUCGGAGGUGAAGGAGAAGGAGAAGGCGCGCCAUCUCAAGGACGACAAGCACGCGACCUAAGAUUAAGAUGAUGAAAGGCUAGAUUGCUAGGUGGAGAUCAAUAAUUUGGAUUGCAGUAGCUGAUCAGUGUUUAGUUUGCUUUGUUUGGUUGCCAUGAGGUACCCGCUUCUAUUCCAACUGCUGGCCUGCUAGUGGAGAGUUCGCUUUGAUGUAAAAUUAAUACUACUAAGCUUUUUCUUACAAGAAGCUUUAGAUGUGCGUGAUGAUUUUUCUUGUACUCCUCAUGCUUGUGUACGAGGAGAAAUUCGCUCCAGUGAAUGUUUUACUAAGGCUCCCAUGACAUUUCUGUGUUCGUCAAUAA